Messenger RNA from Misgurnus anguillicaudatus (oriental weatherfish), 2524 nucleotides. RefSeq names its product phosphatidylinositol glycan anchor biosynthesis, class A (gene piga). NCBI's taxonomy places the organism in Eukaryota, Metazoa, Chordata, Actinopteri, Cypriniformes, Cobitidae. Gene Ontology annotation, biological process: GPI anchor biosynthetic process. Gene Ontology annotation, molecular function: phosphatidylinositol N-acetylglucosaminyltransferase activity. Gene Ontology annotation, cellular component: glycosylphosphatidylinositol-N-acetylglucosaminyltransferase (GPI-GnT) complex. The record is from RefSeq and is a predicted model, not a curated record.
UACAUCAUGAAGAAAACAGACCAACCUAUCACGGAAGUAGACACAAUGCUGUGUUGGUUAGCGUCCAUAAACGUCAUUAAACUGAAAACGGUACAUUUCAACGAUGUAUUAAUUUCGUAUUUAACGAAGAACGAUGCUUUUAAAACGUGCUAAAGAUUUAACGUUAGUGAAGUCGAGCACACAUUCAAAAUCUGGCCUUAUGUCUGUUAAGGAUUCGGUAACAUCCAUUAGCCAGGUUGCAUCUAUAUUGUAUUGAAAGAGCAUUGAAGUUUUGUCAUGACCACCAUGGGACAUAGGAGGAGAGGUCACACUCCUAAAACACCCCAGUCCCUGGAUACACAGUCCUCCAGCACACGCAGACAAUCGGAUAAAGAGGAAAGUGUAAAGCACAGAAUAUGUAUGGUUUCAGACUUUUUCUACCCAAACAUGGGGGGUGUAGAGAGUCACAUCUAUCAGCUCUCACAGGGCCUCAUAGAGAAAGGACAUAAAGUUGUCAUAGCAACACAUGGUUAUGGAGACCGCCGAGGAGUUCGCUAUCUGACCAAUGGACUGAAGGUGUAUUACCUACCCCUGCAGGUCAUGUAUAAUCAGUGUACAGCAACCACCUGCUUCCUCAGUUUGCCACUGCUUAGGUGCGUGUUUGUGCGUGAACGCAUCACAAUCGUGCACGCUCACAGCUCGUUUUCUUCAAUGGCCCAUGAUGCUCUUUUCCACGCCAAAACAAUGGGACUCAACACUGUAUUUACAGAUCACUCUCUCUUCGGAUUUGCCGACCUGAGCUCCGUACUGACUAAUAAACUGCUGACCGUCUCCUUAUGCGACACAAGUCAUAUUGUGUGUGUGUCGUACACUAGUAAAGAGAAUACUGUUUUGCGGGCCACCCUUGCCCCUGAGAUCGUCUCUGUCAUCCCGAAUGCGGUGGACCCCACUGACUUCACUCCUGACCCCUGUCGGCGUGAUAACAGCAAGAUCACCAUUGUGGUCAUUAGUAGACUGGUUUACAGAAAAGGGAUUGAUUUACUAAGUGGCAUCAUUCCUGAACUAUGUGGAAAGCACCCAGAUCUCUGCUUUCUGAUUGGUGGAGAGGGACCCAAAAGAAUCGUUCUGGAAGAAGUUCGAGAAAAGUAUCAACUACAUGACCGGGUUCGUCUACUAGGAGCUCUGGAUCAUAAAGAUGUGAGAGAUGUUCUUGUUCAGGGUCAUAUAUUUCUCAACACAUCUCUUACUGAAGCCUUCUGUAUGGCCAUAGUGGAGGGAGCCAGUUGUGGGCUGCAGGUUGUAAGCACCCGGGUUGGAGGUAUACCUGAGGUCCUACCCAACGAGUUAAUGACACUGUGUGAACCAACAGUUCGAUCAAUCUGUGAUGGGUUAGAAACUGUUAUUGCAAACAUACGCACAGGAAAUGUGGCGUCUCCUGCUACCAUCCACCGUAAGGUCCGAACCCUCUACACCUGGCGAAAUGUUGCUGAUCGCACAGAAAAGGUGUAUAACCGUGUAUGCAGGGAGCCAGUACUGUCACUGUCUGAUCGAUUACACAGAUUGCAGAAUCACUGUGGGCCUGUGGCUGGAUUAGUUUUUUCCCUUUUUGCUGUUUUUGACUUCCUUUUCCUGUUGUUUCUGCAGUGGCUGCGCCCAGAUCACCUGAUUGAUGUUGCUGUAGAUGCAUCUGGCCCCCACAGUCGUCUGGGACAGAACUUUAGUAAGACGAAAAGUAAAAUAGCAAACGCAACUUUGACCUCUGUGUCCUGACCUAUGAUCUAACAUUACCUUAUUUUAGUUACCGAAAAUGGUUUGUCAUUCCAAACCCCUAUACCUUCCUUAUGCAGAUAUUUUACAUUCAACGACAGUUCAUAUGGAAUAUUCAAAUGAAGCAUUCUGUUAAGAUGCUUUUAAUAAUCUGUUCAAUCCAGUUUACAAAUCGGAUGAAUUACGUGAAUUGGACUGAUCUGCUUCUUGAAUAUAAAUCACUGAUCUAGUAACAGCAAUUCUCUGAUGCUGGAAAGUCAGUGAAUUAUCAAAUUAUAAGUUAAAAGGUACAUAUUUAUAGUAUUAUAUGUGAAUAUUUCCCUCAAUUUUAUGGUUUGUAUUGCUUCACAAAAGAAAAAUCGUGUAUGGGUUGAAAAUAACAUGAGAGUGUGCAGAAAAUGACAUUUGUUUAGGUUUUAUUUUUACCUUUAUUGGUAAAGGCAGUAUGCAAAUAAAGUAACUCCAGAUGUGCACAACUAACUUGUUUACAUUUCUGAAUAAAAUGAUAACCUCAGGUGUUUAUGAAGCUUUUAAUAGCUACCAACUCCUAAAGUUUGUCAAGGCAUCACUUUAAUCUCUGAUUUAUUCAUUGUACACUUGCUUUAAAUUUAGGACUCUUUCAAACUGCUUUUUUGUAUGGUACACCAUUAUUUUAUACUUACCUUCUAUGUUAAUAUUUAUAAAUGUGAAUGACUGUGACAAGCUUUCUUAAUGCCUGAAUUGUUUUUUGUUUUUUUAAAUAAUCUUCAAUAAAUUUUGAUAACAAGCUUGUACGCUA